AUGUUGAAAGUCGGCCACAAUGGGAAAGUAAAGUUAGAUGAGGACAGCGGUCAUAAUUGUUCUUUGAAAGCACAGUCGUUUAGCUAUUUCAGAUGUGAUGGCACGCCAAAAGUCAUUCGCGCGGGCACCACAUUCAAACUGAGUCUGAAAGAUAAUGAUUACUUACUUCUUGAGGUAAAAGAAAAAUUGACGUAUUGUUUCAUCACAAAGAUUUAUAAAUCAUCCAGCGGUCUUUCAUACCCUAUGAACCACAGAAUCUUAAAAUAAUUCGAUGACCAAGCACUUCUGUCACGAUAGAAGGUCAAACGACAUCGGCACUUACGUCUGACUCACUUUUGUUUAUGCAAAUAACAUGUCCCCUAAUUAAAAAAGUAUUAUACUUCCUCAGAUUUCGUAGGGUUGAUUGGGAAAAAACCCUUUCCAUGCCGCAUUAUUUUUUUAAGAGUUUUCUGGUUGAGAACCGGUAAAAGAAAAGAUGAAAGAGAACAGAAAGACCGUUUAGAAUAAACAACUAAAAAAAGGAGCCCACUUAUUGUGCGGCAACAAAACCAAGGGCAACCAACAUACGAUUUGUUUCACUUUUGCAUCUGAUUGCUUUGGUGAUUGAAGCGAGUUUAAUUUACGGAACCAAUCAGAGAGCACAGAUGAGCGAUAAGAAUAGACUCCGAGAAAAUGAAAGAAACUUAAAAUUAAAAUGAACGAAGAACUUUGCAAAAAUAUUUGAAUACGACGUAUCUCAUGUAAAUAUUGAUAAUUAUUGACUGAACCUCUAUGCUGAGUGAAGGCGAUGGACACAGCAAGCAUAGAUUCCGUAAAGGGUAUAAAAUAAUGAUAUUAUUAACCGCAUCUUUAUGUUCCGUCUAGGUGAUUAACACAACGAGCUUUGAUUCCAUAACGGGUAGAAUCAUUAAGCUGACAAUAAAUUGCAAUAAUGGAAAGAAAACCAAGAGCUUCGUUUUGCUGUUUAAGUAUGAAGGAUCUUUCAAUUGUAAGUUUAAGUUGAUAUUCUGUAUCUCCCGUACUUUAAAAGUUUUUUUUUAUCCUCUUUUAUUUUCUAAAAGUAUUACUGUACCUUUAACUCGAAAACCUAUACCAUAAAUUUCAGAAUGUGUUAAGGCCGGGUAAAAACUGUGUAUUUCAUAGAUUAUUAUUGAAUGUAGGUGUUUCUUCUAUUCACAAAUAUUCAUGUCCUAACGUUGUUCGUCACUUGAAAGAAAAUAAAUUUUCUCCCAAAAGGACCAAGGUUUAUCUCAAUGUGUUGGAACUUGCCAUAGCUUAGUUUGCAAGCAGUGGAGUCAUUAUCUGAUUCGGAUAUUUCUUUACUACUUCACAUUGCUUUGAUGAGAAACCAAUCAGGCCGUCUCUUAUUAAAAGCGUCUCAGUGGUAAAUACAAUGAUGUCAUAUCGCUGCCACGCUUGAAAAUAUCCAUGACCUUGACAUAAUUAUCUUAAAGGUACCAAGGUCACCCAAGGUUCAUCAUCGACUUCCCAAGUUCCUUCGACUAUUCCUUUUACCUCAUCUGUGGUUACUGAUCUGUUAAGGACACAAAAGCGAUCGACGACAUCAGAUUCACCAUCUAAAGUAAGAGUGCAUUUAAUCAUUAAACACGAUAGACAGUAGGCUUUCUUUUGUACGUGCGACUAAAACUUCACAGGAGAGAAAUAGUAACAUAUUGUGCUUAUCGUCUAUAGGAUCCUGUCGUCGCCCGUCGCGAUCCUGGCCACGAACGAGGAACAGAAGGAAAAUCAUCCCCCGUGGCCCUCAUCGCAGGUGUUACCGUCGCCAUCUUGGUUAUUCUUAUCAUUAUUGCCGUCCUGGUCUAUCGACGCCGACAUUCAGGGUUAGUAAGUUCACCUCUUUAGAGGUUUACCACUGAGUGAGCCUCGAGUUGAUACACCGUGGCCAGGUUUUCUAGCGCACGUCCAAAUCGACCUCGUUCCCAGGGCACCCUUUCCCAAUUUUCCAGGGAACGCCCUGGAAACGGGACUUACUCUGAAGAUCAUUGGCCACUGAAGCAAUUUUUUAAAGAUGCCAUCAAUUCUUUUGACAGGGAUAACUCCAACUCUGGUAAAAAAGCAAAGAGAAAAGGUUACGUAUAAAUUAAAGACUUUGAUUUGGCCUCUUAUCGCUUUUCAAUCAACUUUAAUUUUUUGUUGUCGUAGAAAACAGCGAUGAGUAGUCUGGACGGAAUUACACUGGAUACACUGGGUAACGAGGAUCAUUACAAAGCGCUUACGUUAAGAGAACCAGGUGAGUAAAAGUCGCCUUUCAACGCCAAUUAAGUCUGUCUCAAUCUGUGAAUAUUGCAGAAACCACUUCUAUUUUUUAUCAAAGCCUUUCAUGACUACUUUUGGUACUCGAAUAGAUAGAGAGUCAUCCAUAGAUGCUUCGAGAAAAGGCUUUUGGAUUAAAGAAUCCUACAAGAAUAUGACUGAUCGAGUGAAAAAUCCAUAACAGCAAUGUUUAUUCUGCAUGCACCAUAGAAUAGAUGAAUUAUUUUGACUAAUUAUAUCUUAAAUGUUUUAUACUUGUAGCUGUUUAUGAAUCAGUUCGAAAAAAUGAAAAAAUGAUCAUGGCGAAGGACAUAUCUACGCUCCUUUGA
Pocillopora meandrina is the source of this 2603-nucleotide messenger RNA. Lineage: Eukaryota; Metazoa; Cnidaria; Anthozoa; Scleractinia; Pocilloporidae. The record is from the annotation of a GenBank genome assembly.